AUGAAAUUUCUGCUAUUUCUUUUGCUUGGUCUUUUCGCCGGAGCGUCCGGGCAAGGAUAUGACCGUUCGAGGGAUAUAUGCAAUAUGAAGGAAGAUAGUGGACCAUGUAAUGCUCUCCAAAAAAGAUGGAGAUGGGACUUCGAGGAAGGGCAGUGCGUAGAAUUCAAAUACGGCGGUUGCGAAGGUAACGACAAUAACUUUGAAUCACAAGAAGCGUGCUUGAAGGAAUGUGGAGGAAGAAAUGGAAAUGGAAAAAAGAGAGUAAAAAAAUGCUGUGAGAAACUUGUUCGAGAAACGCACUGGAAUGCGGUUGGCUUCUUUGAAGGCCCAUAUCUAUUUGCGGAAUCACGUAUGAAAGACUAA
This is a messenger RNA of Necator americanus (New World hookworm), 363 nucleotides long. RefSeq lists its product as uncharacterized. Lineage: Eukaryota; Metazoa; Nematoda; Chromadorea; Rhabditida; Ancylostomatidae. The coding region runs from base 1 to 363 and encodes 120 amino acids. The record is from RefSeq and is a predicted model, not a curated record. The transcript has 4 exons. Gene Ontology annotation, biological process: negative regulation of peptidase activity. Gene Ontology annotation, molecular function: serine-type endopeptidase inhibitor activity.